Molecule: messenger RNA, 618 nt
Organism: Cloeon dipterum
Lineage: Eukaryota; Metazoa; Arthropoda; Insecta; Ephemeroptera; Baetidae
Gene: MED31
Product: mediator complex subunit 31
Exons: 3
Coding region: 177-602 (141 amino acids)
Biological process (GO): regulation of transcription by RNA polymerase II
Cellular component (GO): mediator complex; core mediator complex
Molecular function (GO): transcription coregulator activity
Source: RefSeq, a predicted model, not a curated record
GCUGUUUAAGUAGUGUCGAUGCUGUCGGUGUAAGCCAUCUGUAUCGAAAUAAACACAAACACUAGACUUCAAGGAGCCAGUCAAGAGCUGUCAAUUAACGCAAAACUCGAGUUUAUUCAAGUUUGUCAUUAAUGCUUACAAUAAUUUAGAUCUUCAGUCUAAAUUGUAACAUUAAAAUGAUGUCCUUGAAAGGCUUAGGCGUUGGGGAGACAGAGGACCAAAAUAAAAUCAGGUUCCAGGUUGAGCUCGAGUUCGUUCAGUGUCUGGCCAAUCCAAACUACCUGAAUUUUCUGGCACAAAGAGGUUACCUGAAGGAAAAUACAUUCAUCAAUUACCUGAAAUACCUUCUGUACUGGAGGGAGCCUGAUUACGCCAGGUACCUGAAGUACCCGACGUGCCUCUAUUUCCUCGAGCUGCUGCAGUAUGAGCACUUCCGAGCUGAGCUGGGCAAAGCACAGUGCGCCAAGUUCAUCGACGACCAGCAGAUUUUGCUUUGGCAACACUACACGAGACGGCGUAACCGCUUGAUGGAGAUGACGGCUCAGAGGAACUCUGCCACGGACGGACCGCACACAAAUGGACAGCCCAACAAUACAAAAUAAAAUCAGUGAAUAUAUA